CUUCCGCGAAAGGUCAUUUCCUGUGACCUACUUUGGAUAUUCGCCAUAUUCAUUUAGGAUUGGAGAAGUGUGAGUCAUAAAAACUGAAUAACAAAGGUUUCAGUGAGUUUUUCCGUCCGGUGUUUUAUGCAUUCAUUGGAGAAAUAAGAAAAAAAUGGAGAAGUUGCUGAUUUUGCUUGGAAUUGUCCAUAUUAUAGCUGUUGUGAGCACACAGGGAACAGGAUCAGAUCAAGUGUCAAACCCGUGUGUAGGUGUCAAAUCAUGUGGAGAAUGUAUAGCUACCUCACCAUUGUGUGGUUGGUGUGCGGAUCAGGAAUAUGCCAAAACGGGUCGUGACAGGUGUGAUAUGCUUGUCAACUUGAAAGCAGAGGGAUGUUCCAAAGCUAACAUUUCUAACCCUUCUAAUGAUAUCGACUACGUGGACAAUAAACAAGUACAGGAUGGUUCUGGGACAGGAGAUGCUAUACAGAUACAACCCCAGACUGUCAAAAUCAAGAUUAGACCUAAUAAUCCGGAAACAUUUACUAUGACAUUCCGGUUAGCUGAGAACUACCCUGUAGAUCUGUACUAUCUUAUGGACUUGUCCAACUCUAUGGCAGACGACAAGGAAAAAUUAGCUGCACUUGGAAACAAGAUUGCUGACAGUAUGUCGAAUAUCACCAAAAAUUUCCGACUGGGCUUUGGAUCGUUUGUGGACAAAGUUGUUAUGCCAUAUGUAUCUACUGUGCCUUCCAAACUACAACAGCCGUGCCCAGGCUGUACAGCACCGUACAGUUACAAAAACCAUCUUAUGUUGGAUAAUGACUCCACCAAGUUUGAGGAGUAUGUAAGAAAAGCACGUGUAUCCGGUAAUCUGGAUGCCCCCGAGGGAGGAUUUGAUGCUAUCAUGCAGGCUGUGAUGUGUAAGAAUCAGAUUGGUUGGAGAGAUCAAGCACGUAAGAUGUUACUAUUUUCUACCGAUGCAGGAUUUCACUUUGCCGGAGAUGGAAAGCUUGGUGGUAUUGUUAAACCCAACGACGGCUUAUGUCACCUUGGUAACGAUGGAAAAUACACAGAGGCUGAGAACCAGGAUUAUCCAUCAGUCAGUCAGAUUUCCACCAAGAUCCGUGAGAACAGCGUUAACAUGAUAUUUGCUGUCACAGAGGACCAACUUCCUGUCUACAAUAGAUUGAGUAAAUAUAUUGAAGGGUCAGAGGCAACCAAAUUGGCUAACGAUUCUUCCAAUAUUGUACUGGUCAUUGAACAAAAUUAUAAGAGAAUCACCUCUAAAGUACAGAUGAACACACAGUUUGCUGAAAAUAUAACAGUCAAGUUCAAGAGCAGAUGUAAAGGUGGUGAUCUGGUUGAAACAAAUGUUUGUGAAGAACUGGCUAUCGGAGAUAGUGUGACUUUCGAGGUGUCUGUUUCCGUGGCUGAUUGCCCCGCUGACCCCAGCAAACGCACCCGAACAUUCUCGGUAUACCCUGUCGGUCUGUCGGAGAAAUUGGACAUUACUCUGGACCUCAUUUGUGAAUGUGAAUGUGAAACAUCGGCCUUUGAGCAAAAGGCCAGUCCUAAUUGUAAUGGACAAGGAACGCUUGAAUGCGGACAGUGUACAUGUGAUAAAGGAAGGUAUGGGAAACAGUGUGAGUGUGACGGCUCACAAAGUACCAGUGACAAAUCACUUGCUGAAUGUAUCAAUCCCAACUCCACCAGUAAUGUGAUAUGUUCAGGGCGUGGAGAAUGUGUCUGUGGCGUGUGUGAGUGCUUCCCGCGACGUGCCCACUCGGCACAGAAAUACAGCGGCAAAUAUUGUCACUGUGAUGAUUAUUCCUGUAGCUACCAUAACAACCAGCUUUGUGGAGGUCACGGAAGAUGCAGCUGUGGAGACUGUCUAUGUGAGGAAGGAUACGAGGGUGAUGCCUGUGAAUGUCCGAUGUCCAACGCUACUUGCAUGACAAGUGGAGGCGUGCUGUGUAAUGGUAAUGGUGUAUGUGAAUGUGGAGUGUGUAAAUGUGAUGCAGACAGCCAUUUCAAAGGACCAACAUGUGAAGAAUGUCCGACUUGCCCUGGAAAAUGUCAAGAGAACAAGGAUUGUGCCUUGUGUAAGGGGUUUCAGACUGGGGACUAUACUACUGAGCAAUGCCUAGAGAAGUGUGCCCAUGUGACACCUGUUGACUCAAUUGAUGAAGAUGAAGUCAAUCGGAAUGACCAGAAGAACAUGUGUCAGUUCAGUGAUGAGGAAGAUGAUUGUAGAUAUUUUUUUACCUACGAAUAUGUUGAGAACAACAAGGUUGUUGUCGAGGUGCAGAAAACUAAAGUUUGUCCAGAGUCGGUGAACAUUCUUGCCAUUAUUCUGGGUACUAUCGGAGGUAUUGUACUCGUUGGUCUCAUCCUCCUACUCAUCUGGAAGCUAUGGACCACCAUUCAUGACAGAAGGGAAUUCGCCAAGUUUGAGAAAGAAACACAGAAUGCUAAAUGGGAUACGGAAGGAAACCCACUUUACAAUCCAGCGACCACAACAUUUCACAACCCUGCAUUUGAUCAACCAAAUUAGAACAUUGAAAUUAGUGGAGAGAAUCCUAUCUAUCAACAAGCCACAUCAACAUUUAAAAAUCCAACAUACGCCGGAAAAUAGAUCAUCACUUUCACAUCAUGGCCGUUAUGUCGCAAUCUCUCUAUCCAUGGCAUUAUAUUCAGUACUUUAUAUAACAUGAACGGCUUCAACAUGAAAUAUGAAGCAAUCCUUGGGCAGUUUGCCUUGUUAGUGAAGAUCUUUCAACAUGAAUUUAAGAAUUAAACUGGAAGCCUGAUAAAAUGUUUGUUGGCUUGACAAGAAAAUUACUUUGGAGAUUAUCCUAAGGAUACAUUCUUCUUUGAAAAUUCAAGUGCUAAUAAUACUUUUGGACAGCUUAUCAUCCUAAAAUCAUAGGAUGAUAUGUGUAAUAAAGGAGGUUGUUUGUAAAAUGAUAUGUUUGCAACAUCGACUGGAGAAAACAGUUCUAAGAUUAUAAAAAAAAAGAUUGUGUUUUAGACUAUUUCAAGAACAGUUACUGUGAUCAUACUUUCAGGAAAGGUAACUCCUGCUAAUUUGAGCAUAUUAGCAUAUUGUCAUGGAAAUCAGUUCAGUUUAAUGAAAAUUGACAAAAUGAAAUCAUAGUCCCAUCUUCAUAACUUUUGGAAAUAAUGCAUAGAAGCUCAAUAUAGUAUAUAACCAAAACCAAACCAAAUUAUUUAGGGUAAAAUCCUGAAUGUGUCGGACAUUAUGACAUUAUGAGUAGUACAUCCUGGUUGAAUAGUAUGGUGAAAAUAUUGGAGUACUUUAUACAAGUGAUUUCAUCCUUGAAAAGAAAUUACAUUGUACAAAAACAAUCAGGAGACCUUCAGAACAAGAAAAAAAAACAACAUAGGAGUUAAACAGAUUUGGAACUACAGCCUCUGAAGAAGUUUUUGUUCAGCCUUUUGAGAUUAAUUGUAAAACAGCAUAUAGAUAUUGUUAGGGAAAAGGUGGUUGAACAUCUCAUAAAUGUCUCAUUGCUGUUAGGUCUUCUCAUGAUCGAGAUCAAAGUAAUUGUAAAUAACAGGGAUUGUAACUUGCUGUUUUAUCAUGAAGUAUGACAGUAAUUAACUUUUAUCACACGGUAGAUGCUGAUUAAUAAGUCAAGUAGCAUUUGGUUCUCAUAAGGGUUAGCAGGAUUUUGUUUUGUGUUCUUUUGAAAGUUUCAGAUCUGUUAAUUUUUUUAUGUGCAGUAAUGCUUAAUAGUGAUUGACU
This is a messenger RNA of Mercenaria mercenaria, 3751 nucleotides long. Its product is annotated as integrin beta-PS-like. The record is from RefSeq and is a predicted model, not a curated record. Bases 155 to 2536 code for a protein of 793 amino acids. The transcript is spliced from 22 exons. Gene Ontology annotation, biological process: integrin-mediated signaling pathway; cell-matrix adhesion; cell migration. Gene Ontology annotation, cellular component: integrin complex; focal adhesion; cell surface. Gene Ontology annotation, molecular function: integrin binding. Lineage: Eukaryota; Metazoa; Mollusca; Bivalvia; Venerida; Veneridae.